AAGCUUCCUUGUUAGUACACAGGGAAAUGCUGCUGCAAGCCGCGAUCAUUUAUUUCACCCGUCACGGAAAUUUCAAAGCCGUCUUUGGAAACUAGUCCGCUGCAUAACAAUGUCGUUGGCAAGAGACGGCUGAUACACUUUUGGGCGGAACAUGUUUUUCGAGGCUAGUCUGCCGGUAACAUUCUUUUUUGGUAAGUGUUGGGUCAAUUUGUUACAAGAGAGAAACAAAAAAACAAUGUUGCCAUUAGUCUCCCAGACCCGAGAUUAAUUUUUUAUCUAAUUGAAUGCAACUGCAAUUAACGACCAUUUCACAUUUGCCAAAUUGUGUAAGUUAAUAUUUGUUGUGGCUAGUUGGUUUGGCUGGCAAGCUCCUAGUAUAGCCUCACAAUACUCGCCGUGGGUCCCAAACUCGGCAGAAGAAAUGGGCUCCGUGUCAUACCUGGAAGGUUUCGCAGAACCGUACGGAAACCAAUCGUUUUUCACCUUCUUUUCCACCUUUGGAGUCUACAAUCAGCGUGCCGAGGCAUCGGCAGAAACCACUAUCCUGGUGCUCAUCUUCAUUACGAGCCUUGUGGGCAACGUCACAGUGCUCCUGAUCGUGUUCACGACCUCCUACAUGAGGUCCACCACGUGUCUGCUCGUGACCAACUUGGCCGUUCUGGACAUCGUGUUCACGCUGAACAUACCCGCCAUCGUCAUCACCAGGUGGACGGGCUCGUGGAUACUCGGCAAGGGCCUCUGCAAGAUCACUCUCUUCAACAUGUCUCUGUGUGGCUUCUGCUCCGUCUUGACAAUGGCGCUCAUCAGCUUCGACAGAGCUCGUCACAUCCUGCCCCCGCACGUGAGAGCCAUCCGCACUCGAGGUCAGCUGUUCGUCUCCAUCUGCGUUGCCUGGGUGCUGUCGUGUGUGGGCGCAUUGCCUCUCAGCAUCUAUUUCCAAGUGAAGACCUUCACCUUCUCUGGCGAGGAAGUGCACAUUUGUACCAUCCUGUGGCCAACAAGGGGCACAUCGUGGUCGUGGCUGGUGGUGAUUUUCUUGAGCAUGCUGGUUGUGCCUUCCACAGUCCUCACGUUGAAUUACAAAAGGAUUUACAAGGUGGCAAGGGACAGCAGAAUCCGUGUUCGCCAGAACGCGGAGCCUGCUCGGCUUAACGGUGGCAUCAGAAUUUCCUUUAAAGAAUUCCGCCUCAUCAAGAUGCUGAUAAUUCUGGUGAUCUCACUGUACAUCAUGUGGGUCCCGAUCUACAUCAUGCUGUGGCUCAUCGAAGCAGACCGAGAACUCGUGAACGUUUACAACUGGAAGCCCUUUCUGUCCUCCAGAGCGUUCCUCUGGGUGUGCACCGUCACGCUCACCAACUCGGCCAUAAACCCGGUCUUGUACGGGGUCCUCAACACGCAGUUCCGACGUGGCUUCAAGAGGUACUUCUGCUGCCUCCUCCGAGCGAACGCAGACUCCGCCACGGACGAAACGACGACCAACGAUCAGAACGUCCAGAACGUCGAGCAGCUACACGGUCGAGAGGCAGCAGGCCGCCGUCAACGGCGCGGUGAGGGCCGGGGGCCCCGUGCCAGACUUUGGGGGGCACGAGGAGGUGUGGCCGGCGGGCACCACAAUCGCGAGGUCAAGUGGAGGCCACCGAGGUAACGGAGCACUGCCGUCCUCUCAUUGCGGGCCGAUCAGUCGCCGUUUCUGAGGUCGGGUCCACACCUGCGCAACCCGAAUCGAAUAUGCGUGGACCUCUCUCGACGACCAGUUUUGCCCGGUGGUGGGCAGACGAUGCUUUCAAAAGAUAUAUCCGCUCAGCAAUUUGUAGUCGCGUAAUUCCAUCACGCGCACAUUCAAAAACUAAGAUUGGUCGUUGCAAUCUCGAAAAGGCUGUUAAUUUCCUCGUUGCGCGACCACUCGCUCAGAUGUGGACAAAGCAGUUGCAGGCAAUUGGUUGCGCAAUGUCAAGCGAUUUUGUAGCGCAGUCGAUCGCCCGUGCGGAUCCCGCUUCGGACAACUCAAUGUAAAAUAAGUAACUUGCACUGGACUAUAUCUGGGAUCAUUAUUAAAGUAAUCGAUUACCGAUAAUCGGUACUCGACUAAUCAGACGAAUGUUCUCCCAUAGCGCUUAACAGACUGUUGGGGCAAGUGCUGUUGGCGAGCUAUUCGAGGCUGAAACAGUGCACGGUGGUGUGAACAGCACCAUUUCCGACCACCUUGACCCCCCCAUUGCCGAUGUUAUAACGUGCGUCUCUGUGAGAUGUGAUGACGGAAGUGAUGCAGUUUGUUUAGAUGUAAAAUAUUAAUGUUUAAAGGAUAAUUAAAUGGUUAACAGCAAAUACCAUUGAUUCAGGGGUUACAAUUGAUGUUAUCUGUUGACAAAUGACAUGUGCUCCCUUCAACCUGCAAUUAUUGUACCAGUAUAUAGAGUCAAACAACCCCGAUGAUCAACAUGACUGGCAAUACAUGUACAUGCCAUGUAUUAUUGCAUUUAUGUUGAAUGUAAGCAGAUUUAAUUUUUUGUUAAAAAUACACAAGCCUCUUUAGUAUUUUCAUUAAAGAUCUGCUUUUUUUUAGACCUGAUGACUGCAUUCUGUUUACAUUUGUAUGGCAUAUGAAUGACUACACUAUCACAACUGCCUGCAACAUUAUUGGCAACACCAAGACAAAUUUCCAGCGAGUUUGCAAAGAAUUAUAAAA
Molecule: messenger RNA, 2686 nt
Organism: Lethenteron reissneri (Far Eastern brook lamprey)
Lineage: Eukaryota; Metazoa; Chordata; Hyperoartia; Petromyzontiformes; Petromyzontidae
Product: free fatty acid receptor 4-like
Biological process (GO): G protein-coupled receptor signaling pathway
Cellular component (GO): plasma membrane
Molecular function (GO): G protein-coupled receptor activity
Source: RefSeq, a predicted model, not a curated record